Molecule: messenger RNA, 1460 nt
Organism: Sorex fumeus (smoky shrew)
Lineage: Eukaryota; Metazoa; Chordata; Mammalia; Eulipotyphla; Soricidae
Gene: DDOST
Product: dolichyl-diphosphooligosaccharide--protein glycosyltransferase non-catalytic subunit
Exons: 11
Coding region: 75-1394 (439 amino acids)
Cellular component (GO): oligosaccharyltransferase complex; endoplasmic reticulum membrane
Source: RefSeq, a predicted model, not a curated record
GGCCGCGAUUGGGCGAGCGUCGGGCGGGCGCUUCCGGCGUUCAGGUGCUCGGGUUCUGGGGCCGGAGCUGGAAGAUGGAGACCGGUGCGGCGGCCCGCGCGGGCUCUCGCCUGUGGCUGCUGCUUCUUUUGCCGGGCCUGGUUAGCGCCAGCGGGCCCCGCACCUUAGUCCUGCUGGACAACCUUAACCUGCGGGAAACGCAUUCGCUCUUCUUCCGGAGCCUGAAGGAUCGGGGCUUUGAACUUACAUUCAAGACCGCAGAUGACCCCAGCCUGUCCCUCAUUAAGUACGGGGAGUUCCUCUAUGACAACCUCAUCAUCUUCUCCCCCUCGGUAGAAGAUUUUGGAGGCAACAUCAACGUGGAGACCAUCAGCACCUUUAUUGAUGGCGGAGGCAGCGUGCUGGUCGCUGCCAGCUCAGACAUUGGUGACCCUCUCCGAGAGCUGGGCAGUGAGUGUGGGAUCGAGUUUGAUGAGGAGAGGACAGCUGUCAUUGACCAUCACAGCUAUGACGUAUCUGACCCUGGCCAGCAUACUCUCAUUGUGGCCGACACGGAGAACCUGCUGAAGGCCCCCACCAUUGUGGGGAAAUCAUCUCUGAACCCUAUCCUCUUUCGAGGUGUUGGGAUGGUGGCUGACCCCGACAAUCCUUUGGUAUUGGACAUUCUGACUGGCUCUUCUACCUCCUAUUCCUUCUUCCCAGAUAAACCCAUCACACAGUACCCCCAUGCAGUGGGAAAGAACACCCUCCUAAUUGCGGGGCUGCAGGCCAGGAACAAUGCCCGGGUCAUCUUCAGCGGCUCGCUGGAUUUCUUCAGUGACGCCUUCUUCAACUCGGCAGUGCAGAAGGACUCGCCCGGCUCACAGCGGUUUGCCAAGACGGGCAACUAUGAGCUAGCUGUGGCCCUCUCCCGCUGGGUGUUCAAGGAGGAAGGUGUCCUCCGUGUGGGGCCUGUGUCCCAUCAUCGCGUGGGCGAGACAGCCCCACCUCAUGCCUACACUGUCACUGACCUGGUGGAGUACAGCAUUGUGAUUGAGCAGCUCUCCAACGGCAAAUGGGUCCCCUUUGACGGAGACGACAUUCAGCUGGAGUUUGUCCGCAUUGAUCCUUUCGUGAGGACCUUCUUGAAGAAGAAAGGAGGCAAGUACAGUGUCCAGUUCAAGCUGCCCGACGUCUAUGGUGUAUUCCAGUUCAAAGUGGAUUACAAUCGACUAGGCUACACACACUUAUACUCUUCCACACAGGUGUCCGUGAGGCCUCUCCAGCACACCCAGUAUGAGCGCUUCAUUCCCUCGGCCUACCCCUACUACGCCAGUGCCUUCUCCAUGAUGGUGGGGCUCUUCAUCUUCAGCAUCGUCUUCUUACACAUGAAGGAGAAGGAGAAAUCUGACUGAGGGGACGGAGCUCUGGGAUUCUCUUCCUUCCACAUGGACAGUGAACAGAAAAAUUUUUUUUUUAAA